GACAGAUUUCGCGCACUGUGAUUGGUUGACACAUGGCAAACUCUUGGAGGGGCACUCCUAUUGUGAAUCGCCCGUGUUCAUGUGAAACAAUUUCCCCAAAAUUGCAGGGUUUUCCUCAUUUGUUUUCAUUAUUGCAGUGUUUAUUUAGAGCUUUGGAUAAUUUGUGGUGUUUCUCCUUUUGAUUUUACAACUCAAGAUUGGAACCGAAUGAGGUCUCUUAAUUAUCAUUGACGGUAUUCAUCAGGAGAUAUGAGUUUGGUUGAGUACGUCACACUCUACACCACCCAACACAUCACCAGUCCAGCUCGUAACACGUCCCCGACGUGCAGUGACUAAUAAGAUGGGAUGUGAUUGUCGUGAUUGAUUUCAGCACUGUUUGGAAGAUGGAAUGUAUUCGCUGUUUGGCCCAACAGAUCGUGUGGUUCUCGAGUUGGAUUGGCCAUUGGCAUACAUGUGUUUCAAACACACUCCGUUGCAUUCACACACGAGAAGGUCUUUUCUCACUCUGAGCAAUUUUUUUUCAAGCAAAGCACUUGCGGUUUCAUUAUCAGCAGGUGGUAACAGGUUGUAGAAGUUUUCUAAGCGCACAGUAAUCUGUCCAAAUUUUUCAGUUUCAUGUCAUGUUUUGUUUCAUUGAAACUACUGGUUAGGAGAGCAGCCACACUGGCUAUUUGCACCGGGAAGAAUACUGCUGGGAUGAGUGCCUUAAGGGGCGAGUGGUAUACCCACCCCAGACGAAAAAAAAAGGACGUAGAAGGAAAUGAGGAGAAAGAAAGACGCCUGUGUUGUUUUGUUUAUUUUUUGUAGUAGUUACUGGAAAGGAGUCUAAAACGCAGCUUGAGCCCGUACUCGGCCAUUUCCCUCUCUUAGCUCUUGACCCAUAUGAGAAUGGUGACAAAGAGCACUGCCAUGCCGCUGUUCCCAUUUUCAUGCCUUUAUGUAAUCUUGACGUAAGUAAUAGCUGAACCCGACGGACCGUCCACGAAAUCCAUGCGUACAAAUUGCAUUCAGACCCACGUCUACUGUCUGCACUCAUCACGUGCAGUGGUUUGCACACCAAUCCGCGGCCGCAGCGUUGCAUGUCCAUUCCGAUUCCAUGUUUCUCUUUGACUCGGUAUCGGAGUGGAUUCGCUGAUAUCGAUAAGUUGUAAGAUUUUCGACGUAUAAAAGCUUGUCCCAGUGAGAGAGCAAUUUAAUUACAUGUUAAAGGCAAAAAUGUGCACCGCUUGUGCACGAAUUGCUUCAGAGACCGCCCGCGCACGUCAGGUGCAUGUGCGCGACGUCCCCCUUUUCCCCCGCGCCUUAUGGAUGGCCUUGACGAGGUUUUCAUUUCAAGGGUAGCUAAGUCCGAUUCACUUCACAUGGAAAGAUCUCAAAUAGUGACGUGUAAUUACGCAGUUGAACCAUUUUUUACGCCGUUACCACAGAGUGCAGUUUUUAUUUAAUUUAAAGCAAUUCCAUGUAGGCAUACUAAAUUUUGAAGAAAAAUAUUGCACAAGUGAAUUUGUAGAAAGUGUAUCUUUUCAAUCAAAUUAGAUCACUGCGUUGGAUAUACUUCGUGUUAACGACUGGAAGGUCUGAUUUGUGACAAAAAAUAUAUCUUAUUGGAAUUUGGAAUUAAGUUAUAGUUUCAUAUAAAACUGAUCCAUUGUUUUCUUGGCUCUUGUAGUUCAGCUGUUAAAUAUUAUGAAUGUGACUUAUCUCGUUUCUUGAUAAAUAUUGAGCUUUUAGAUGUGUCCUCAUUAUGUUUCAAAAUAGUGUAUUACAGAAUACAUGUGUAUUUUCUUUUGCCAAAAUGCAUUGUGAAACAUGUAAUCACAAUAGGUACACUCACGAAAAAAAGUCUUGUUUUCAAAUUUGAUAUCAAUAACUGAUACCAGUGGUAUUUAUCAACAUCUUUCAAACGUCUUUCAGAAAUCAAUUUUACGUCUGACUUUAGGGUAGGCAUAUACUAAGUGGUAGCCUGUUUCGCUUAAGUCUUCCGAAAAGCUCUUCCUAGGUUACAGUAGGCCUACAGCAGAUGAACAGGUCUUAAAAUGUUCGAACAAAUUUUUCAGAUUUUAUUAUCGUUACUUUUAUGCACAUCGGGUGGAUUGCACAUAGAUAAAUAGAGGACAGGAGGGAAGUUCUCACAGUGUGAACUGGGUUCCAAGGUUGUUACUUUUUUUUAAUUAGGGCCUAUUUUGAAUUUCAGCCGCCGGAUUCUACACUAGUGAAACCAGUUGGCUUUGGCACCGACUACGGAACAGGCUUUUUACAAGAGUUGAUUGGAACGAACGCACUGUGCACGCAGUGUAGCUGCGGAUAUCCGCGACACCUGGAUGCACAAGGGGUUAUAGGGUCGAUGUCACCUUGCGGUUAAGCUUACCUCCAAGUUGGAAAGUUCCACAGUGCGUUCGACAAAAUUAACAACUGGGGCCUAAACGGUCAUCGACGGGAUCCAAGAAAGGAUCGUGUUUUGAAGUACAUGACUGCUUGAAAGAUAUCCAACGUCAGACUUCAUCAGGGGGACAUCAAAAGAUGUCAUCAAGAGUCAAGUGGGUUGUUGGUGGCGUUGUGGUCUGUCUGAUUCUCACAGUCAUCAUUGUGGUGGCGGUAACUGUGUCAAAAGCAAACCGGAAUGAAGAAAAAUCUGAGGCAGCCCCGCCCACCAACGACCAGCCAAGAUUGACCACAUUGAAGGGGAACACCGGAGGGCUCGCUCCCACCAACCAACCGGGACUGACCGCAUCGGCCACAUUCGUAAACAAGAGUGUCACCUUAGCGUCGGUGGCUGUAUUCACUGCCGACAGGCUAGAGAUUAAGCUCAACUGCACCUUCCAGUACUACGUCAGUCCGGAGAAUUUGCAAAUACUCAACGAUACUUACGGUCCGGCGUACGAGUUGAUCCUGGUAUUCAGCGCCACGGACGCAGUGAAGGGCGUUGGCUCGCAGUUCAGCUUCCGUCAGUACGCCUACGAGCGGGACGCCGUUGAACAGGCGCUCUCGGAUGCCGUGAGAAGCCGACUGCAGGGGACGUGCUGCGAGCCGUCAUGCCAGACCCUACCAGGAGGUUGCGAGGCAGGUUGCAAACCGACCCAGGAAUGCACCGAUCAGGACAGGGGACUUUUUGCCAACGUGCUUUUCUUUCGGUUAGACGCGGUGGACAUUCCCGAUAUUAUACUGUCCCGCCUUCCCACUGCCUCGCCUCCCGCAAAGUAACUACCCAAAGCAAUGUUGGAAAUUUCAGAAACUGCUGAAGAUGAAGACUUAGACAUAACCAUCCUCAUACUGUGAAGCGCUUCUUCCAUAGAAUCAUGAAUUGAAAUAGGGUUCAAACCUUCGACCACAUCCGAAGUGUCCGACCUAUGUGGCAAUCUUCCAGUUUUCAUCAUCUUCAUUGUUCUUUCACGCCUGGUCUUUUUGAUAAUGAUGAUCAUGUUUAAUGAUGUCUUGCGCACUUUAAGCGAUACUUUUAUUCAAUUUACACGUGCCUUUCCCGUAAAAUAUACCCAUGUCUCGAUGCACAAAGGCGUCGUGAAAUCCUAGAUGAUUACUUACCCAGCAUGGCAAAAGUGCUUAUCUAUGGACGGCGCAAUGUGAUAAAACAGAUUACAACGACAAAAUUCCGUACAGUCGAGGCCUAGAGAUGGCCGAGGCGGGACCCGUCCAGUUUUGACAGCAUAAUGGAGCAACCACCGCUAAAACCGUCUCCACGUGUGUCUACCGACUGUGUGGUCAAGUCUGCAAAAGAAACAAAGAAAGUGAUUUUUACUGUGCGAGUUUGUUUCGCUGUUAUAAACGGCAGUUUUGUGAAAUAGAUUUCUAUCAGAAAAGAGUGCCCGAAAAUGUAUUUUUCGUCUAUUAUAAAUAUAUAUACAGAAAGUUGUAAACUGAAGCCGUUUUCAACACGUCAUCUUCAAUUUCAAGUGUUCCAUUGCACUAAAGGUUGACAAGGCAGUCCAAAGGAACUGGGUCGUGUUUUUUUGUACGGCAAGCAAGCCUUUGUAUAUUGUGAUUGUAUGAACCUGCAUGUGUGUAAAGCCAUGAUAUACCUAAUUAUGCACAUUACUGCGACAAUGGAAUGAUAUUACACGACAGACAUUGAAUAAUAUUUUAUGAUACUAUAUGAAUAUUAUAUGCAUACCAUACUUUAAAGCAAACAGCAAUAAAUAUUCUUGAAAUGAA
Molecule: messenger RNA, 4167 nt
Organism: Acanthaster planci (crown-of-thorns starfish)
Lineage: Eukaryota; Metazoa; Echinodermata; Asteroidea; Valvatida; Acanthasteridae
Source: RefSeq, a predicted model, not a curated record